Molecule: messenger RNA, 2223 nt
Organism: Oldenlandia corymbosa var. corymbosa
Lineage: Eukaryota; Viridiplantae; Streptophyta; Magnoliopsida; Gentianales; Rubiaceae
Source: the annotation of a GenBank genome assembly
AUGGAGAGGGAGGAGGAGGGAAGAGCAUCACCGCCGGAUUCGUCGUCAAUCUCGGUUCAAUCUGGGGUGGAGAUCUACAAUCCAUCCAGAUGGGGAAGACAAGGCCUUGGUCUGGAGUCCGCUAUCUUAGAAUAUGUACAUUCCUCGAGUGGAGGAGGUUUCUGUUCCGUCAACGUUGAAGAGUACCAUCCAGCAACGAAGAUCCAACUGAUUUCCUCAACUCCAUCAUCCUCCACGUGGUCGAGUGUUUGUAUUCACCAAGAAAAGAGAAGAGCGGCAGCUAAGACCGCAGCGGCUAAGGAAGAGGCCGCCAAGGAAGCAGCGCCUCCGGAAGCGGCCGCCGCCAAGGAUGCGGCGGCCAAGGAAGCAGCCGCCAAGGCCACGGCCAAGGCAAGAGCUGAUGAGUAUGCAGACAUUCGGGAAAGGGCCUCUAAGUUUGCAGAGAAUUACUCCAAAUAUCGUAUGCAGAUGGUGUAUGACACGGGAAAAUGGUCCAGGUAUUACCAGCUGAUGCACAACAGUCAGGGAUUUGACAUCACCUGGUCACCUGAUAGGAGCUACAAAGCAACAAUCCAACCUUUUCCUUUUAAAGAUAUUGAUGGAAAAAUCAAGCCUAAUUUCCUCAAGAUGUCCCAGGAUAGCAUUCAGUUUUACAACAAUGAACAUGAUAAGGAGAAAUACAUUUUUGAUGGGAAGGUUCAGAAUGUGGCUUAUUUCCGUACACCUUUUUAUACUCUGUAUUACAUCACCUUUACAGCUCAAGUUGAUCAUCUCAGCAGCCCUGAACCCUUUCUCGGUCGGUAUUUUGUUAAUCGUCGUCGCAGUACUUAUCGUCCCGGGGACCUGAAGUCAAGGCCACUGUUUUGCAUGAGGAGAGAUUUGUUCCUAUCAGAUUGGGAACAGAAAAAGGAUGAGCUCUGCACACUUGGUUGCUGCACCCCGCAUCGUACAUUCCUCGAAUACAUCCUUGAGGAGAAAGAGGACAAAAUCCCACAAGAAAUCAAGUGCGCAACCAUGUCUUCGUCUCCAGAAGAAACCGAGGAUUUUCAGCUUCCGGUGGAUGCCGACGAGGGACGGCAGAUUCCUGAGGGUCAACAACGUGGAGGAGCUCAACUUGACCAGCCCUGCCCCGCUUCUGUUUCCCCUCCCGAGUUGGUCCAUAUUUGGGGCAAAACAUCGCGGCCCGGGUACCUAGAACAGUAUUUUGAUCUACUUUCCACUGGAAUCGCACCUGAUAAUGAUAUGAUAUUGAGAAGUGGAUCCGUUUCCAACCUUGUUGAGCUCCUCUCAGGUGAUGAUUCUCCAGGGCUCCAGUUUGAAGCUGCCUGGGUUCUUGGAAAUAUUGCAUCUGGGACUUCUGAUGAUACUAAAGUGGCGAUUGAUCAUGGUGCUGUGCCUAUAUUUGUAAAGCUCUUGGGUUCUCCAAAUGAUGAUGUUCGUGAGCAGGCUAUCUGGGCAUUAGGAAACAUUGCGGGUGACUCUCCUAGGUAUCGUGAUCUUGUUCUGAGUGAAGGAGCUUUGGUGUGCGCAGCCCUUCCAAAUGUCCAGCUACUUGUUUAUUUUGAUGACUUUAUUGUGCUCUCACAUGCCUGCUGGGCUCUAUUACAUCUUUCUGAUGGCUCAAACGAUGUAAUCCAAUCUUUAAUUAAGGCUGGUGUCUAUCCACGGCUUGUGGAGCUGAUCUCGCAUCCAUCGCCUUAUGUGCGAUUACCGGCACUUCGCACAGUCGGAAACAUUGCAAGAGAGAAUAAUUUUCAGAGACAGGCUGCAGUGAUUGAUGAUAAGUUGAUUGAAGAAAUAAUUCAUUUGUUACAAACUGAAGACACAUCAAAGAAGGAAGUUGGGCAGGCAAUUUUGAAUAUUAUCUUCGGUGGAACUCGUGUCAGGAUUCCGGGUUUGGAGGGCUUCACGAAGCCAUUAUGUGAUUUACUCGACAGCCCUGAUCCAGUGAUGGCUAAUGUUGGCUUAGAGGGGAUUGGAAUUUUAUGUAAGCCUGGUGGAGAACGCACCAAUUUGUUUGUUGAAUUGAUAGGCAAAGCUAAAGCCUUGGCUAAGAUCAAGGCCUUGAGGAUUCAUGACAACAAGGAAAUUAGUAGAAAAGCAUUCAAGAUCUGGGGGCCGAUAUAUUGUGAGGCAGCAAAAAUAUGGUCAACCACUACGCUGAUGGAAGACUUGUUACUUGAUGUUGAAAACUGGGGGAAAAACAGAAAAACGAAAAACUAG